Triticum aestivum (bread wheat) is the source of this 1267-nucleotide messenger RNA. Its product is annotated as short-chain dehydrogenase TIC 32, chloroplastic-like. The record is from RefSeq and is a predicted model, not a curated record. Bases 147 to 602 code for a protein of 151 amino acids. The transcript is spliced from 4 exons. NCBI's taxonomy places the organism in Eukaryota, Viridiplantae, Streptophyta, Magnoliopsida, Poales, Poaceae.
CCGUGCAUGAUAAACCAAGAGGGGAAGUAAUCAGGUGAUGAGAAGAUUGGCCAGUAGAAUUUCUUCCUUGUGUUUCUGUUUAGGUUUUGGGGGCUACAGAGAUGCUCUUCUGACCAACAAGAAAACGUUGCAACAAUGCAGGCGUAAUGGCGACCCCUUUCUCCCUCACAAAGGAUGUCAUCAAGAUGCAGUUUGCAACCAACCAAGUCGGGCAUUUUCUUUUGACAGACAUCCAAGGAAGAAUUGCUAAUGUUUUGUCAGAGGGGCACUGGUUUGCAUACAAGGAAGGCAUCUGGUUGGCCAAGCUAAAUGAUGAGGAAGAGUAUAACACCAUUGCAGCAUAUGGGCAGUCAAAGCUUGCAAGCAUUUUACAUGCGAAUGAACUUGCUAGGAGAUUUAAGGUAUGCCACGUUCUGUCGAAGUGUUUUUUUUUGUUCAAUGUAAGACGAAAACAUAGCGUUCACCGCUUGACUUUUCCAAAAGUAUUAAUCUAUAAGAUCCAUAUUUAUUUGUUAAUAUUGAUACAGAGAAAUGCUAUUCUUCUCAGUUUUUCACUGUGCGCUAGGCUGAUGCAGCAACACACAAAUGGUUUGGGUUUGUAAAUUCAGGUCCUUACGUAUAUGGUUAUGAUAAAUGCCAAUUAUACAACAACAUACUUAUUUAAGUAGCUAAUACUACUGAAGCAACAGAACAGCUUCUGAGAUAAUCAUCCCUGAUUCGACGUAACUUGGCAGCAACCUCCUGCAUGUUGAUUCGUUCACCCGGAGUUUCCUUGGUGCAGCAAAGGCCAGCGUUUAGCAUAGAUAGCAAAGUGUGCAUACCAUCUUCCUUCAUGGCCACUGGAGUUUCUUGGCAAGGCUCCAACUCCUGUAGUAGCUCGGGAUCGACAAUCUCCAAUACCCUACCAGGGAAGCUGAUCCCUGUAAGCUUCACAAUGCUCAGCCCAUCCUUAAACAUGUCGCCGGUUGGCCUUCUCCGAAUGAAUAUCUCGAGGAGAACGACACCGAAGCUGUAAACAUCUGCGGCAGUUGAAAGUUGACCGCCCCCUGCAUAUUCUACACAAUGAAUAAAAAGAGUUAAUUUCGCUUUCACUAGUUAACAUAAAUAACAGAAAAUGUAGCAACACAAGAUAUAUAAAAAAAUCCAUUACCUGGAGCAGCGUAUCCGAUAGUUCCCAUCAGUGCACCGAGAGAAGAGCUUGAGUUACCAAGAGACGGCGUUGUGGAACUAGCUUUGAAUCUUGCCAGGCCAAAGUCUCCGACAUGAG